This is a messenger RNA of Mangifera indica (mango), 3630 nucleotides long. RefSeq lists its product as uncharacterized. Bases 660 to 3413 code for a protein of 917 amino acids. The record is from RefSeq and is a predicted model, not a curated record. Lineage: Eukaryota; Viridiplantae; Streptophyta; Magnoliopsida; Sapindales; Anacardiaceae. The transcript is spliced from 6 exons.
CCGCAUUGUUGGGUCCCAAAUAGAUUUCAUAGUAUUUCUGUGUAGAAUAAACUUAAAUUUUCACAUGACAUGAGCAUCAGGCUCGUUCAAAUUAUUAACCGCAAUGCGAUGCACAGAGUUUGUGCUUUGUGUUUCUACUCUCUUUGAUUUUAUUGCUCAAAAUCAGGCCAAACAUUUCUGACUGCUGUCGUCAUUGUGUGUCCUGAGUCCUGACACCCCACUGAACUUUUCUACUUCAUUUUCUAGCGGCCCCGUUUACUUCACCCUAAUUUCUCUCUCAAUAUCUCAGCUAAUGUUAAUCGUAUCACCUCUCUUUACCGCUUUCGUUAGCAAAUUUUUAUUCUUUUUUAAAAAAUCCCAAUAUUUUUAAGAAAAAAAAUCCAAUCUUUACUCAGAAGUUACGACAAAGGAAACUGCUUUGCAGGAGUUAGUCAAUGGGUUUUCUGUGGUUGUAAUGAAGUAUGGUGAGAUUGGUUGACAUGCUUUGAAGUUUGUCUCCUUUGGUCUCUUAGACCAUACCCAUUUGGACUUUGUGGGUUUUAUGUUCUCCCAUUGUGUUUAAUUUGGUGGAUUUGCUGCUUUUAUGGAAGGCAGAGAAGCAGCUUGAAGUCGGCAAAGUGGGAUUUUGCUUUCGCGUUUAAAGGAUUUUGGAUGAAAUAAUGGAGGUUGAGAAAAAACGUUUAAAGGGGAGCUUUCUUCACUUGUUUGAUUGGAAUGGAAAAUCUCGGAAGAAACUCUUCUCAAAUAAUCUUGAUUUAGAUGAUGAACCAAAGAACGGAAAAGAAAAUGUUGGGAAGAUGGCUAAGUCCUUGCUUCAUGUGAUAGAGAUUGACGAGAGUAGAGCAAGUUCAAGUAAUAAGGCCAGUAGUGAUUGUAAUUGUGCUUCAUCAGUGACUAGUGAUGAAGGAUAUGGGUCUAGAGCCCCUGGAGUAGUUGCUAGACUUAUGGGUUUGGAUUCAUUGCCAACAUCUAAUGUUCCUGAGCCUUUUUCUACUCCAUAUUCUGAUGCACGCGCUCUCAGAGCAUCUCAUUAUAAUAGGAAUAUCUCCAACUUGUGGAGUGAAAAUCACUCAGUGGAAUAUAUCAAAGUUCCUAAUAAAGAGUGGUUUAGACAGAAUAAUGUUGAUUCAAGGGUGCUCAAAAGGCAGAGCCGACCAAUUGAGAGAUUUCAAACUGAAAUGCUGCCACCAAAAUCAGCUAAAUCAAUUCCAAUCACCCACCAUAAGCUUCUGUCUCCUAUCAAGAGUCCUGGGUUCAUCCCAACAAAAAAUACUGCCUACGUUAUGGAGGCUGCUGCGAAAAUAAUUGAGGCAAGUCCACAGGCAACUACCAAGGAUAAAAGACCACAGCUUGUUCCAUCAGUUCCCUUGGGAAUUUGGGAUUUGAAAGAGAAAAUUGAAGGUGCACAGACAGUGUCGAGACCUCAAAAAUCUAAUGAGUCAGUUUCUGCAAGGUAUACAAAAGGACAGCAUAUUCAUCAGAGCUAUGGUGGAUCAGUGUAUCCUGCCGUCAAGGCACCAGUGCAUGUGGAAAAAAGAAAUCCUGAGAACACAAAGAAAAAGGAAAAUUUUGUUUCAGUUACAACGCAAGCAAAGGUCAGUGUUCAGAGAAAAGAGGGAUCAUCCUCCAGUAGUAAUAGGAGUUCUACCAACCAGAAGGAAAAAAUGGAUGUGAAAGCAAACCAAUUUGUUAAGAGCCAGCCAGAUACCCGAAGGACAGCACAGAAUCAAACUUCUGGGAAGAGGACUACCAAUGUGCUUAAGCAGAAUAAUCAGAAGCAGAAUUAUACAUCGAAUAAUGACACUUCAACUUCAAAGACUUCUGUUCUCAAUCAUCAAGGCAGAAAAGUUAAGUCCACAAGUGGUACUAUUGGGCCAAAAAGGGCUGUAAAUAGGGUGGUUACCAAUGCCGAAACUGGUUCCAGAAAGACAGGCUUAACAACCAAUAAUGCUGGAAAUGACCUUUCAUCAUCUAAAGUAAAGAAUCUAUGUCAAAGGAAACAAUCUGCAAUUGUGAAUACUCAGUCUGAAGAAAGUAGUGUUGAUAAUGAAUUGAACAAGAAAGAUGAAAGCUCUGUAAAAUGUACUGUGGAAGUUGAAGCAUCCACGAACUGGGGUGCAGAUAAUAGAAAUAAAGGAAUAGAUGUUGUUUCAUUUACAUUUUCAUCUCCUAUAAGAUCCACGGGUGACUCUCAGUCCUCCAGUCAAGUAAUGGAGAGGAAUUGCAGCUUCAAUAUUGAUUCUUUUGCCAACAAUAACAAGAAAUUCUUAAAAAAUUCAACAGUUUUUUCUCCUGGGUUUAAUGGAAGUGCUGGUGAUGCUUUGAGUGUUCUUGUAGAGCAAAAACUCAGGGAAUUAACAAGCAAGAUUGAGUCGUCUCACAGUAAUAUGAUCCAAGAGUGUACUACUGGUAGUACUGCUUCCAAUUUACAAGAUUCAAUGACCACACUUGAUGCAAUAAGCACAAAAUCACCCCAACAUGGCAAGAGGGUUCAACUUGUUCUUCAUAAAGAUACAUUUGAUGACCUAGACAACUCCUCUUGCUCUUCAAUCAACCCUGAAGCACUUAGCAUCAACCAGAAGUGGCAGUACAUGGGGUCUGAAGAAACAGAAAUGCAUAGCAGUAGCAGCAACAAAGAUGAUGCUGGAACAGAAGAUUGUCAAAGUUCUAGCACCAUGUCAAGUCUUGAACCCUCAGUAACUAGUAUGAGCUGCUCAGAUAGCAGAAACGGUACAGACGAAAGCAGGCACUUUCUGUUGGCACAAGAUCAAGCAGAAUUCAGUUUGUUCCCUACUAAUUUAUCUGUUCUUAUGGAUGAGGAGACAGAGUUAUCUGACUCUACAUCUUCUAUAUUGGUUGGGAACAUAGGCAAAGGAUAUAUGAGUAGAUCAUUCAGUUUUAUAGAUUCUGCGGAAUCAAGCAGCUGGGAACUUGAAUACUUGAGGGAAAUGCUUGACAAUACGGACCUAAUGGUUCAUGAGUUUGCAUUGGGUCAGACUGACCAAGUCAUAGCAUCAAAUCUUUUAAAUCAUUUGGAGAAUCAGAAAAACAAAUUGGGAAGCAACGGGGACGAGUACAGCAAACUUGGACGAAAAGUUCUGUUUGAUUAUGUUAGUGAAUGUCUCAAUUACAAAGGCCAACAAUUUUUUUUCAGAAGCUGCAAGGGAUGGUCUAAAUGUGUAACACUCUUUCAAAGGAAGGAUUGGUUGGCAGAAGAAUUGUACAAGGGGAUACGAGGUUGGAAUAACAUGAGAGAUUUAAUGGUUGAUGAACUUAUCGACAAGGACAUGAGCUCACAAUAUGGCAAAUGGGUUGAUUUUGAAAUAGAAGCAUUUGAAGAGGGUACAGAGAUGGCAAAUAGUAUAUUAACUUCUUUGGUCGAUGAACUGGUUUCCGAUUUUUUGGUCUUCUAAAGCCCUUCUUUGAGGUAUAUUUUCCUUUCGCCAAAUAUUAGUGUAUUUAUAUGACUUGUUACUUGGUGAACAGUUCCCUUUCCUUUUCGGAGGAAAGAAAAUGUAUCAUUUAGAAAGAGUCCAUUGAUAUUCUUGUAUGUUUUCAUUCACGUUACAAAGCUGUCGCAUUUGAGAACUUUACAGGGGUAAUCACUGAACCUACAAGAUUUUUGCAACA